AUGCCAAAAGUUGUAUCACGAAGUAUUGUUUGCUCAGACACAAAAGAUCAAGAAGAAUAUAACGAAACAAAACCAUUACACAUUUAUUACUGUCUUUGUGGUCAAAUGUCUCUUAUUUUGGACUGUACAAUAGAUCGAUUACCUUUGCGACCAACAGACGAAGCCAGAGUUAUAGACGGAUCGAAGCACGCUCAUAAAAUAACAGCAGAUCCAGAUGAAACAAUUUACCUCAAGAGAGAAAAGGGUAUAGAGAGGCAAUAUAGAUUAAAGUGCAAAAAGUGUGCAAUACCAAUUUAUUACAAACAUAAACAAGACAGUAAUAUUGUAUUUAUCAUGAAUGAAGCACUUGUACAGUCAGCUGGUGAAGGUACUAUGACUGAUAUUUAUAAACAAGUGGCACUCGCACAGCCUAAAAAGAUUAUGGUAACAAAGCACACAAAGAAUAUGGGUAAAUUCAGCUCUGUUACUGUCUCUACAAUAGAUGAAGAAGAGGAUGAGAUAGAAGCAAGAGAAGUGGCGGACAGCUAUGCAAAUAAUGCUCGAAUUAUUGAAAAACAGCUAGAAAGGAAAGGAAUGAAUAAGAGACAAGCUGAGACCCCGGCAAAUAACAGCACUGAUAAAAGACCUAGAGGGACUCUCAUUGAUAAAUAA
Molecule: messenger RNA, 651 nt
Organism: Parnassius mnemosyne (clouded apollo)
Lineage: Eukaryota; Metazoa; Arthropoda; Insecta; Lepidoptera; Papilionidae
Source: the annotation of a GenBank genome assembly